Cariama cristata (Red-legged seriema) is the source of this 330-nucleotide messenger RNA. It is a transcript of the gene POLR2I, whose product is annotated as polymerase (RNA) II (DNA directed) polypeptide I, 14.5kDa. Gene Ontology annotation, cellular component: RNA polymerase II, core complex. The transcript is spliced from 5 exons. NCBI's taxonomy places the organism in Eukaryota, Metazoa, Chordata, Aves, Cariamiformes, Cariamidae. Gene Ontology annotation, biological process: transcription initiation at RNA polymerase II promoter; transcription-coupled nucleotide-excision repair; DNA-templated transcription. The annotation marks the transcript as partial. The record is from RefSeq and is a predicted model, not a curated record. Gene Ontology annotation, molecular function: DNA-directed RNA polymerase activity; nucleic acid binding; zinc ion binding.
CCCGCCCCCAGCAACAACAUGCUGUACCCCAAGGAGGACAAGGAGAACCGGAUCCUGCUCUACGCCUGCCGCAACUGUGACUACCAGCAAGAGGCCGACAACAGCUGCAUCUACGUCAACAAGAUCACCCACGAAGUGGAUGAGCUCACGCAAAUCAUCGCUGACGUCUCCCAGGACCCCACGUUGCCCCGCACUGAGGACCACCCCUGCCAGAAGUGUGGGCACAAGGAGGCCGUCUUCUUCCAGUCACACAGUGCCAGAGCUGAGGACGCCAUGAGGCUCUACUACGUCUGCACCGCCCCACACUGCGGCCACCGCUGGACCGAGUGA